UAGAGAAAUUUAUGGAGUUAUAGAAAGCUAAGCUAGUGUCUGUUUUUCAUGUGCACGAGUAUCAUUCCAACAUCCUCCCCCAGCGGCCGAGGAGCUUUUUCUUUCGUCGAUACUGCGGUCUGUGUCAACUAUGUGGCGCAAGGCUGGAUAGGCAUGGAACCAAAUAGCAUUUGUAAGGGCUCAGGUCACCGACGGAGUUGGCUAGUGUUCGAGUUUUCGGUAUGUGGGUUGAAGUAGGAGGCAAAAGCACAUGCUAUUGUUCAUGGCUAGACG
Molecule: messenger RNA, 273 nt
Organism: Mytilinidion resinicola
Lineage: Eukaryota; Fungi; Ascomycota; Dothideomycetes; Mytilinidiales; Mytilinidiaceae
Exons: 1
Coding region: 49-237 (62 amino acids)
Source: RefSeq, a predicted model, not a curated record